Hemiscyllium ocellatum (epaulette shark) is the source of this 3722-nucleotide messenger RNA. RefSeq names its product E3 ubiquitin/ISG15 ligase TRIM25-like. Gene Ontology annotation, molecular function: zinc ion binding; protein binding. The transcript is spliced from 8 exons. The record is from RefSeq and is a predicted model, not a curated record. NCBI's taxonomy places the organism in Eukaryota, Metazoa, Chordata, Chondrichthyes, Orectolobiformes, Hemiscylliidae. Bases 68 to 1897 code for a protein of 609 amino acids.
UCGCUGCACUCACUGUGCAUUCUUUGUUGAUUCUGGGAAGUCUCUCCUUCAGGAAGUGUUUAGAAGGAUGGAAGCCACAGCUGUGGAAGAGGAGUUGAACUGUGCUGUGUGUCACCAGAUGCACCAAGACCCUGUCUCUUUGCUCUGCCAACACAGCUUCUGCCGCAAAUGCCUUGAAGACAUUUGGGCCCAAGAAGUCAGUCAGGAUGGGUUCAGCUGUCCCCAGUGCCAUCAAACUUUCAACCCCAAGCCCACUCUGAAGAGAAGCACUCCCACUGUCCCCUGUGAUCACUGCAUCGACAGUGAGUCCCCAGCUGUGAAGACCUGUCUGAAAUGUGAAACCUCCUUCUGUUCCUUCCAUUUGAAGACGCACAUGAUGAAAGAAAACUUCAAGGAUCACAAACUAGUCAACCCUGUGACUGACCUUAUGCUCAGAAAGUGCCCAGACCAUCAGAAAAAUCUUGAGUUCUUCUGUAUAGAUGAUGGAGUUUGUGUAUGUGCCUCAUGUGGAGUUAUUGGCAGACACCGAUCCCAUAAAAUGGUGGGUCUGGAUGAGACAGAAGCUACAAAGAAGAAAGAAAUGAAGAAUGAAGUUGAGAAACUUCAGACAGUUCUCCAGAAUUGUAUUAGCAAGCAGAAAAACUUGGAGAAAUCAGAAGCUGAAAUAAAGACACAUGCCAGUGAGCUGAAGGGAAAGCUGUCGAAGAUGUUCUCUGAAAAGAGGAAACAGUUAAAUGAAGAUGAAAAGUGCGCACUGAGACUGAUCGAUGAGCAUGAGCAUUCUCUGCUGUCUGAGAUUAGUAACAACUUAGCAACAUUGCACUUGAUAAUAGAACAGAUGAGGUUACUCAAUGAGAAAGCUCAGAAUCUAAUGCAAGAAGACAGCAUCUCGUUUAUUCAGACAGACACUAUCACUUUAUCAAAAUCCUGGAAUUCCAUACCGAAGGACAUUGCGGGUCCACCUUCAGUACAUAGUUCAAAAAGGCACCACCUUCUCAAAAGCAACGAGGGACAGAAAUCGGCAGAGCUCCUUCCCAAAGUUGUUGAAACUCAAAAGCUCACCUUUCCAGAUCCUCCAGAACCAGUCUUGAACCUGUCCAAUCUGUCUCAAUUUCUCAAAGAGUGGAUGGAGGAAUCUGAAAAGUCUUACUCAACCAGAGAGAAACUGAGACAAAUGCAUGAAUGUAUGGAAUCGACUUGCGGAGAAGCACCAGCUGAACCAGCACGUGUAGCCCAUACACAGAUUACUGACGAGAAAAUUCUGAGAGAAGCCAUACCCAAAUCCUCUGUAAGACCAAGAUUAGCAGAAGCCACUCCGAUUGUCAUCAAACUGCAAAGUAAAGUACUGAACGGCUUUCCAAGAGAAUCAAAAGGAGAAUUGUCACAGUUGACCCUGGAUCCAACUACUGCAAGCAAGAACUUAAUUCUGUCUGUUGAUCUGAGAUCAGUGGUGUACAGUGAGGAAGAACAGCCCCAUGCAAGUAACCCAUCGAGAUUUAAAACCUACUCCCAAAUCCUCUGCAAACAGAGCUUUUACUGCGGCUAUCAUUCCUGGGAUGUGGAAAUGGAUGGAAAUUGGUGGGGAAUUGGGAUCACUUAUGGGACCAUACCGAAGACAGGCAGUAAUUCCGAUCUCCGGAAAACGUCAAAAGCUUGGUGCUUAUAUCAAAGCAUCAGCAUGUUGAAAGCCUAUCAUAAUCACAAGCAUACACCAGUACCACUGAAAUCCUCCAUCAAGAAGAUCCGAGUUUUUUUAGACUACGAUGCAGGAACAGUAUCAUUUUUCCAGGUCACUGACACCCUGAUACGCUUGCACAUGUUUAAAACCACAUUUACUGAGCCUGUGUAUCCAGCGUUCUGCUGUGAGAACAACACCAGGCUACGACUGUCAAAUUAGUUUUGUAAUUCUAAGAGUUGUUCAUUUCUUUUAGAAUGUAUUUGUGUGUUGCCCACCAUCACUCGCUGACAUUGAGAGCCUUUGGUGUGGUGCUGGAGUCACAUGUUAACAAGACCAGACGAGAUCUUUCUGGUGAGACCAUCCCUAAAUUGCACAUACUUCAACUGCGAUAUCCUUGGGCUGAAGUGCUUAGUCAUCAUGAGCCGUGACCCAGUGUUACAUAGAAACGUAGGAACAGAUGCAGGCCAUUCAGCCCCUUGUACCUGUUCCACAAUCAAUGAAAUAUGCUGUCUAAAUCCAUAUACCUGCCAUUAGCCCAUACCCCUUCAUACCUUUGCUUAAUAAAAUGAUAUCUAUAUCAGAGCUAAAAUUAACAAUAGAUAUCACAUCACGUCACUUGUGGAAGAGAAUUCCACUCAUCUCUCACUCUGUGUGUAGCUUCCUAAUAUCUUUCCUGAACGACCUGGCCUUAAUUCUCAGAUGAUGCCCUCUAGGUUUAGAAUCCCCAACCAAUGGAAAUAGUUUAUCAAUCCCAUCUUCUCCUGUUUCACUCAAAUGUGCAUAUGCUUUGUUUUAUUCAUUCACAGUUUAUAGAUGUUACUGGUCAGGUUAAUAUUUAUCAUCUAUCGCCAGUUGCCCAGAGCUCAUCAACGCUUCUUAGACGCACCUUCUAAAUCCACAACCAGUUCCUCUCAGAAGGACAACAGACAAUUAAUAUUCCAACCACACAAAUGCCAGGCAAAAUCCAUCACCAAUAAGAGACAAUUUAACCACUACUCCAUGACAUUCAAUAAUGUUGACAUCACUGUUUCCCAGUCUAUAAACAACUUGAGGGUUGCCAUUGACCAGAGUCUCAACUAGACUCACAGUAUAAACACAGUGGCCACAAGAACAGGUUAGAGGCUAGGAAUACUGUGGUGAGUGACUUGCCUCCUGUCUCCCCAAAACCUGCCUACAUCUAGAAGACACAAGUAAGGAAUAUGAUUGAAUACUCCCCACCUACCUGGAUAGGUGCAGCUCCCACAACACUCAAGAAGCUUAACACCAUCAGGACAAAACAGUCUAUUUGAUUGGCACCACAUCCACAAACAUCCACUCCCUCCACCACUAACAGUCUGUAGCAGCAGUGUUACAGUCAGCAAUUUACCAAAGAUCCUUAUACAGCACUUUCCAAACCUUAACCACUUCCACCGAAAAGGACAAGGGCAUUUGCUACAUAGGAUUACCAUCAGCUCUAAGUUCCUCUUCAUGCCCGCUCAUCAUCCUGAAUUGGAAAUAUAUCACCGUUCCCUCAUUGUUACUGGAUCAAAAUCUGGAAAUUUCCUUCCUAAGAGCUUUGUGGGUCAAACCACAAGAGGUGGACUGCGGUGGCUUACCAAGGCAGCUCGCCACCAUCUUCUCAAGGGCAGCUAGGGAUGGGCAAUAAAUUCUGGCCCAGCCAGCAAUGCCCAUGUCCUACAAGUGAAUAAAAUAAAGUUCAGAGUCAACCACACUGCUGUGAGUCUGAUAUCACAUGUAGGUCAGACCAGGUAAGGGUGGCUGAUUUCCUUCCCCACAAGGACAUUUGUGAAUCGGGUGGAUUUUUACCAUGACUGACAAUGACUAUGAGGACCCCAUUGGGGCUAUUUAAGGUAGAGAGGCAUUUGAGUCUGGGAAGAAAAUAGUUAAAUUGGAGGGAAUAUAGGGAAAAUGUCAAGGAAUGAGGGAAGCGAGGAAGAUUGUCAGAAUAUUUUAUCAGCUGCAUGAUUUAGAAAGAAAAUACAUCAACAUAUGUUUAAAGUAUGAUUCUAUGAUCUGUAGAGCUUUACUAAUACUCGCAAAGUUC